GACGGUGAUCUGACGUACUGGAGGCGGACAAUUUCAAUUCUCGCAAUGUCAUCGAGUAUACAAAAACAAUUAAUUUUUGUUACUGGAAAUGUGAACAAACUCAAAGAGAUUAAGGAGAUUUUAUCAGAUACCUUUACUGUAGUUUCAAGAAAAAUUGAUUUACCAGAAUUCCAGGAUGAACCAGAUAAUAUAUCAGCAGCAAAGUGUCGAGAAGCAGCGAAACAUAUUAAGGGGCCAGUUUUGACAGAGGAUACAUGUCUGUGCUUCAAUGCAUUAGAUGGAUUACCAGGUCCCUAUAUAAAAUGGUUUCUUAAGAAGCUUGGACCUUCAGGUUUAUACAAACUACUCACUGCUUGGGAAGAUAAAUCUGCCUAUGCACUUUGUACAUUUGCAUAUUCUACUGGUAAUCCAGAUGAUCCUGUUAAACUGUUCCAUGGAAAAACUACAGGCACAAUAGUUCCUCCAAGAGGCCCUCCUGAUUUUGGAUGGGAUCCAUGUUUUCAACCUGAUGGUUUUGAACAAACGUAA
This is a messenger RNA of Saccoglossus kowalevskii, 528 nucleotides long. RefSeq names its product inosine triphosphate pyrophosphatase-like. Gene Ontology annotation, cellular component: cytoplasm. Lineage: Eukaryota; Metazoa; Hemichordata; Enteropneusta; Harrimaniidae. The record is from RefSeq and is a predicted model, not a curated record. Gene Ontology annotation, molecular function: nucleoside triphosphate diphosphatase activity. Gene Ontology annotation, biological process: nucleoside triphosphate catabolic process.